GGACGACCGUUUCGAUCGACACAACGAAACGUCAACAAACCAGAUCAAAAAGGGUGCAUGAACCGUGCCUGAAUCGGUCAUGGUCGCCGACUUGAAUUUGGAGCGCCAUGGUGCGGAACGAAUGAUUGCACGACAUGAUCGCUAUAUGACCGACUUGAUUGCUGCUUUUGGAACGUCGAAGUUGUCGAUCGAAUCCUUCCCACAAGCUGCAGAUGUUCCAUUGUACACCGUCGCCUACACGAUUAGAAGUGUAUGCUGACACGUUGUCACGCAGGGCGUAUGCAUCAUGCGGCCGUAUGGUCGAAGCAUUGUAUCUCCAGGCGCACUUGGUGGACACGACAUCGACCAAGACUCCCGCGUACGUGCAGACGUUGCUCAUAUCCGUGACAUUGCUAGUGCUCAACUUGAAUUUUCGAGACGCGUGCGCUGUCCUCGUGCCCAUUCUGAACCGACUGCCACCGCCGCUCACACGCAAUGACGGGCUGUUUUUUAUGGCCUACAUAAACGCACGCCAAGGAACUCAAAAACACGCCGCAUUGCUGUGGCUCAAGUGUUUUGGACCAACGUGGCCCGAUCAUGUGAACCAGCCGCACGUGUGGAACGAUUGCGGUCGCAGAUGGUUCGCUGCCGGGCUAUGGGACAUUGCCGCUUGGAUGUUCGGAGAGGGCAUGCCAUCGCGUUACUCAGCCUUGCACGUUGUGCCGAUGCCCGUGCCGGCUCCGAAUAGCACCAUUGUCGAACUCUUCGUUCGAGCUGUGUCGUACAGCACACAACCAAACGUGGUCCAUAUCGACGACCUUUUGACCAUGGCCAUGUCGUGCACCGAAACCAAGUACAACGCUGGGAUCCGAUCUCUGUGCGUUGCAUUCGAGCGCCACGACAUCACCGACACCUUUCCGCUCCAGGACACCGCGACCCGCACAAUCGUUCGUGCAUGUCGAACGAUUGUGACGUGGCGGCACCACCGAGCAGUAUAUUGGAUGACUGUCGGAGCUCAUGCUUUUCAAUCGUACAAGCGACCACGUCGGGUGAAGAAGGCUCGGGCCAAACAAGCAAUUGUCAAAGUCGCUCACAUUCCGCCCAAUAUUCCCCCACCAGUGCGGGUAGCUCCCCAAGUAGUCGCAAGCUCGCCCGUUGUGGACCCUCCCCCGGAGGACUUGCUGGCAGUGUAUGGAGGAACUGCGUGUGACCAGGGCGACUUUGAAUCGCGACUACGGUUCAUUUUGCACCGAGCCAAGGUGAUUGCCGACACAUCUGCGUCGACGACGGCCUUGACACUUGAUAGAGUCACGCCCCAGUGGCUCAAGCAGUUGCAUGCCGUCAGGGACAUGGUGCGGCGCGACGUGUACAUGACGCAGUGGAAAGCGGGCGUGCUGCGGAACUUGCGUGCUGCGGUGGCACGGAUGGAAGGGGCGAACGGACCCACGGGCUGUUCGCGGUACGGCCACGCGUUGGUCCAAGACAUUGAGCUGUGCCGCGUGCACAACAUUCAAACGAGGAUGGAUCAUCUCCUGCACCUCGCCACAUCAGAAGAGGCGACGCGCAACCUGGCGUACUUUCACCUUCUCCACCAAGACAAACCAGCGACGACAACGUGAUGAGAGUGCGUCAGGAAUACAGUUGUUACUGCAUGUCCAGGAUUUUCAAAUUUCGCAAUUGCAUUCUCGCCCACUGUCGGGAGCGGACGGGGUCGCCACGACGCGAAAAGUCGU
This is a messenger RNA of Aphanomyces invadans, 1712 nucleotides long. RefSeq lists its product as hypothetical. Bases 213 to 1598 code for a protein of 461 amino acids. The record is from RefSeq and is a predicted model, not a curated record. The transcript is spliced from 4 exons. Lineage: Eukaryota; Oomycota; Saprolegniomycetes; Saprolegniales; Verrucalvaceae.